GUCAGAUUGUAUUUAGAAAAACUCUCGCCAGACUUGCUUCUUGCUGCCUCCGAUCGGAAUUAAAAACCGAAAUAUCACUAGCUAUAUACCGAGGGAUAGCAAAAAAAGUGGAUUCUCCGCCAUUACAACUGCACUCAGCGUGGAACAUCCUGGAAGUGCCGUAAUCCGGAAGAUAAGUGUUUCGUUGCAAACCUGUGCAAACAAAAGCGCAGAACGAAGACCCCGAGCUUCUCUCCCUAGCAAAGGAUCCCUCCUCCUCCAUUGGAUAGAAGGGCAGAAGAUAUAUAGAUAUACGUGUGUGUAUGGUGAUUUUUGUUUCGUGCAAGUGCUACGACUCAGCGGGGAAAAGCAGCUGAGGUUGGUGCUUUUCUGGAUCCAGUGAAAACGGUACCUAUUUAAGAGUUUCUUCGUUAGGGAUUGUUUCGGAAAAGUAGGAAUCUCCUAGGGUGGGACCAGAUCGCCGAUCCUCGCCGUCCCAGAUCCAUUGAAGUUUAAAAAUACUGGUGUGAUUUGAGCAAUGCUCCUAUAAGAAAAAAUCACCCCCGUCUACAGCAAUGAGAACCAAAAAGACCACUAAACCGGCCCCGAAUCUUGCCGCUUCGUCAAACGGAGACAGCAAGCCCGAAAGGACCACAAAACUUCUCACCACCAAUGGCAAAGCCGGGGAGAAUGAAGAAGAUCCCGCUGAUAGUGUCAUAUUGAUCGACAAUGAUUCACUUGUCAGUAUCGCUGAAAAUGGUAAUGUGGAGAAAGCAGACGGCAGCGAGUCCGAAAAGGACGAUGAAGCCACCAGUUCACACAAGGCGAAUGACAAGGCUGGAUCUGCUGAUGACAAAACUGACAGCGGUACAAAGGAGCCCACGAAAAUUAUCCGGCUUGUUUCGAUUGAAAAACUGAUGAGGCCAAACCUCCUGCCAACCACAGAGGAAGAAACUUCAAAGAAAAAAUCAUCUCAUAAGAAAACAACGAUUGAAAAGCUCAGUAACAAGCGCGCGAAGGAUACAAGUGUGAUUGAAAUCAGCGACACCGAUAACGAAGACGAUAAUAAACCAUUGUUCAAGAAAAUCAAAACAGAUGGUGACGUCGUUCAGAAUCUGUUCAUUGAUGACAGUGAUGAUGAAAUCAUAUCGAUCAAGAAGAAAGUUUUUCCAAAAGCCACAAAGGCUAGUAAGAAGCUGAUCGAUGAUGAUGAGGAUGAAGAGGAAGAUUAUCAACCAGUUGUCAAAGGACAACUCAUACCUAAAGCUGCCAAGAGCAAGCCGAAGCAACACGCAAAGGUCCCAGAAGGCUGCAAGAGCUUUUCAUUGAGGGUUGAGAAAUUACCUUCGGACCUGAAGUCGUUCAUGAAAGAGCACAAGUUGAGCGGUAUUCUCGAUAGGAAAAAUCGUGAAAUUACUACAUUCAAGCCGAACACAAACCACUACGGCGAUUUUAUCCGUAAGCGGAAUGCAAGCGGGGCAGGAUCAAGCAAGUCGAAGGCGCAAGAUGGCAAGAAGAGCAUGAGUAGCAAGAGUCUAGUUAUUCUGUCGAGUGAAAGCGAAGAAGCCAAUUCCGAUGAACCGAUCGCGAACAUGGUUUCUAAAUCAGACAACAUUCCCAAAAAUAAGACUAUGUCCAAGAGGUCAACCCGUUCGAAGCGUCAGCUUAAUGGAAGCGACGACGAUGGUGACAGUGAUGGCGAUUUCGAAAUUAAAACUGGGAAGAGCAAAGCCACGGUUCACGAACGGAGUAGGAGGCAGCGUGAAAUGCGACAAGCCAGAAGGAGAAAGGAUUCAUCCGAAGAGGAGGAGGAGGAUGAAGAGGAAAAUGACAAGGCCGGUGGAAGUGAGUCGGACGAUUUCGAGGAAGAUAAACCGCAGCCGAAGAAGAAACGGUCGCGUAUCAAGAAGGUCUCGUCUUCUUCGUCCGACGAUGACGACGGAAAUAAGAAAAGACGCAAACGCAUCAAGAAAAGCUCCGAAAGCGAUGGCGAAGAUGAUUCGCCCAGCAAAGGUCGCAAGAAUAUUCGCAAGUUGCUGAAGAAGUCUGCCCUCGAACAAACGACAAAAGAGGCUGAACAGGAGGAGAAGGAUCGCAAGCAGCGUAUCGCCGACCGGCAGAAGCUCUACAACCAAGUAUACGACGAGAAGCCCGAAGAGGUGAAGGAGAUCAACCAGCUGGUGCUGGACUUUGACGAGGAAACCAAGGAACCGCUCCUGGAAGUGGAUAGGAACUUGGUGAAGAAGUUGAAGCCCCAUCAAGCGAACGGAAUCAAAUUCAUGUUCGAUGCGUGUUUUGAGAGCUUGGAAAUGGCACGCAAUAGCAAAGGUUCCGGCUGUAUUCUGGCCCACUGUAUGGGUCUAGGUAAAACGCUCCAAGUCGUAGCGUUGGCGCACACCCUGCUCGUCAAUUCGGAAGUGACCGGAGUCGAACGGAUACUGGUAGUUUGCCCAUUGUCCACGGUUCUCAACUGGGUCAACGAGUUCCGAAUCUGGAUGAGACACGUCAAGAAGGGCACGGACGUGGAAAUUUACGAAAUCUCAAAAUACAAAAACAACGUCAUACGUGCCAAUCAGCUGAUGGAGUGGCACAACGAGGGCGGUGUCAUGAUCCUGGGAUACGACAUGUUCCGGAACCUGUCGAAUCAAACCACUGGCCGUAUUCGGAAGAAGGUACGGGAAUCGCUGCGAACGUCAUUGGUCGAUCCAGGACCGGAUAUGAUCAUUUGCGAUGAGGGUCAUCUGCUGAAGAAUGAGAAGACAUCUCUGUCCAAAGCGGUCAACCAAAUUAAAACCUUGCGGCGGAUUGUACUGACCGGUACUCCCAUUCAGAACAAUAUGAAAGAAUAUUACUGUAUGGUGCAUUUCGUGAAGCCAAAACUUCUCGGAACGUACAACGAGUACAUGAACCGGUUUGUGAACCCAAUCACCAACGGUCAGUACACAGAUUCCACGCCGUACGAUAUUCAGUUGAUGCGGAGACGAGCUCACGUGUUGCACAAACUGCUGGAUGGAUGCGUGCAACGGAGGGACUACGCGGUGCUGGCUCCGUUCUUGCCCCCGAAGCUCGAGUUUGUCGUGUCGAUUAAACUGACUCCGCUGCAGUGUACUCUGUACAAAUACUACAUGGAGACGCAAGCCCGAAAACAACAAGGAAACGAUGAAAGCAAACGGUCGUCGGUGCUGUUCUCUGAUUUCCAGAACUUGCAGCGUAUCUGGACCCAUCCACGCGUGCUACGGUACAAUAGCGACCGCUACGAGUACAUGCAGCAGAAGAAGCGUGACAUGAUGUCGGACGAGGACUCAGUUGGUUCGAUUAAGGACUUCCUCGACGACGACGACAGCGAACAGGAAGACACGUCCGAAUCGGAAUCCGAAUCCGGCGGUGGCAGCGACGACAGUCAUAAAAAGAAAAAUAAGAAGGAAGAGCAGACGUUGGCGUCGGUUGCAGCAGCUGCUCGGCGCACCCGGAACAAUCCCAAUGUGGAGGAAGAGGAUCUUCCGGUAAUUGUGGAGCAGAAGAAUGAGAACCCCACCGAAUGGUGGAUGUCGAUGGUUCCCGAGGAGGAGUUAGAUAAUUUGGAACAUUCGGGCAAGCUGCAGGUGCUAUUUGAAAUUCUGAAAGAAUGCGAAGCUAUCGGUGAUAAAUUGCUUGUCUUCUCGCAAUCUCUCUACGCACUCGACGUUAUCGAACACUUUCUGGCACUCGUGGACGAGAAUACGCAAAAGGACGAAGACGAAAGGGAUACCGAGCUGGACAAAUAUCAGGGCUCGUGGACGCAGGGAUUGGACUACUUCCGUUUGGAUGGAUCCACCGCCAUCGAGAACCGGAACUCCGCCUGUAAGAUCUUUAACGACGAGAGUAACCAUCGGGCUAGGCUAUUCCUCAUCUCCACGAGAGCCGGUGGGCUCGGUAUCAAUCUCGUGGCCGCCAAUCGGGUCGUGAUCUUUGACGUUUCGUGGAAUCCAUCACAUGACAUACAGAGCAUAUUCCGAGUGUAUCGGUUUGGACAGAACAAACCCUGCUACGUCUACCGGUUUCUUGCCAUGGGCACAAUGGAGGAGAAGAUCUACGAACGGCAAGUUACAAAACAGGCCAUAUCAAAACGUGUCAUUGACGAACAGCAGAUCGACCGGCACUACAAGGAAAACGACCUACAAGAACUGUACCGUUACGACAACAUCGAACCGGAGGAGGCACGUCCAACGCCGAAUCUGCCGAAGGACCGCUUGUUUGCCGAACUGCUGAAAAAGUUCGACGUUCUACUAUACAAGUAUCACGAGCACGAUUCGCUUCUGGAGAACAAGGAAGAGGAAACGCUGAACGAGGAGGAGCGUAAAGCAGCUUGGGAUGAGUUCGAGCAGGAGAAGAAUCGUCCUCCGGUCACCAACUAUGGCAUGGGUAACGCAGCUUACGGCAUGGGCAUGAACAUGGGAAUGGGACGAGCAAUGAACGGCCCAGUCACAUCCAGCAGUAUUUUCGGCUUUAGAAACGACGUUCUGCUGAAGCUUCUGAACAUGAAAGCCCGUCACGAUAAUCCCAGCUUCAAUGAGGCCAACAUUGCCUCCAUGAUUCCAUUCCUAAUGCAAGAACUUUGCCGGCAGAUGAAAGAUGGUGAUCUAUCGAUGUACAAAAGCCUGCUCGAAUUGUACUACCAACUUGAGGCACCGAAUCCCUACACCGGCAUGAGCUACAAUCCAAUGAUGAUGCAACAACCCCAGCAGGCACCACCGAUGAUGCAGCAGCAACACCACCAGAUCCCACAACCUGUAAUUAUGCCUAGCAGUGUCGGCGGUGGUGGUAUGAUGGAUGCUAAUGCCGCCAACUACUCUAUGGAGCAGAUUCGCUUUCUUCGGCAGCAGGAACAGCAGCGCUAUUCUCAAAUGAAUGAAGCCAGUAGCAGCGGCCUCAACCGGGGUUCGAUCAUCACCGCAGCACAAAAGCGAUUCAUGACUGAUCCCGAGGAAAUAGUAGAACUAGACUAAGUGGGACUUCCCUCAAAAGAAAAAAAAACAACCCUCGUAAUUUAUUAUACAUCUAUUACAUUACUACAACAUAAAAACCAUAGGAGAGAAAUGUAACCCCGGUCCCGUAAGGAUAUCCCAAAAAUUAAAUCAAAUAAUCAGAUUUCGAUUCAUGUCAACAUGGUCAAAAUUGGAUCUCGAAUUUACAUGGGUCACAGUUUUUACAAAAAACCGACUGCUGAUAUUAGAAUUUUAACAAAUCGGAACACACACACCCAACAUCGUCCCAGCCAACCCAGCGGAAUUUUAAUCCCGUUUUGUACAACGGAUCAUCGGAUUUUCCAGCUCUCCUUCUGACAGAAACCAAUUCCUACUACAUCCUCCCCCUCCCUCCCAGCUAGAAGUAGCGUGAGUAUAGGUACGUAUGGAAAGAAAUUCGUAAAUUAUCCACCAUUUAAGUGUACGUGGCAACAGUGACUCCAUUAUACACCGUCACAACACAGUAGUAGAAUGACGAGAGAAUGUGCAAAUAAAUGAUGAUCAUUUCGACGGAUUAGAA
Ochlerotatus camptorhynchus is the source of this 5502-nucleotide messenger RNA. It is a transcript of the gene XNP, whose product is annotated as XNP. Bases 555 to 4964 code for a protein of 1469 amino acids. Gene Ontology annotation, molecular function: ATP binding; ATP-dependent chromatin remodeler activity; ATP hydrolysis activity. The record is from RefSeq and is a predicted model, not a curated record. Gene Ontology annotation, cellular component: nucleus. Lineage: Eukaryota; Metazoa; Arthropoda; Insecta; Diptera; Culicidae. The transcript has 15 exons.